AAAUAUCUGAAUAAUUCCUCUUAGGAACAAAAUGGUUAUAAUCAGCUCCACAAUUUGAGACAAAAAGGGAAAGAUCAUAGUUGCCAGGCAAUACAUUGACAUCUCAAAGCUCAAGAUGGAAGAGUAUAUUCGAACUUUUCCAAAGCUCAUAGAGGCUGGAUCUCAAUGUACGCACAUCGAGACUGAAGAUGUGAGAUAUGUCUACCUUCCAAUAGAUGACCUGUACCUAGUACUUAUUACUAAUAAGAACUCGAAUAUCAUUGAGGACACUGAGAUAAUCCGGCAGCUACAUAAAAUAAUCCUGAAAAUAUGAAAUAAGGGGGUGAAUGCUAAGCAAAUAUCCAACAAAGCGUUCGACCUUAUCCUGUCAUUUGAUGACCUGAUCACAGUCAACGGCUACAGAGACUCUGUCACGAUGUCUCAGAUGGAAGCCUACCUAGAGAUGGACAGUACUGAUGAAAAGAUGCACAUGAAAAUGAGAAAGAUUAGAGAGAAAGAAGCAAAGGACAUUGCUAAUAAGAAACAUAAGGAAAUCAGCCAGAAGAGCAAGCUCGAUGCUAAGGCAAAGAAGGAUCAUGAUGCCAUUGACUCCUUUGAUACUCCUGAUCCUGAACCUCAGAAGAAAGUCUCUAAACUAGAAUCAAAGAGAUCACCUUUCGGAGAGACAAAAUCUUCUAGCAAAGGAAUGCAAUUGGGCAAGCCAAAGCAAAUGGCCACUAAAAUGGGGAAAGGAUUUGGAUUUGAUGAAGAUAAGUCAAGCUUCUUCACUAAGAAAGAGGAGGAAGAGGAUAAGGAGCCAGAACCAGAAGUAGCAAACACCAAGGUGAACCUCACUGUCACAGAAUCUGUCAACUGCGAGGUUAACAAGUUCAGUGAAGUCUGUAAGUUCAUCAUUAAGGGAGAGACUACUUUUGAUAUUCCUGAGGAUGGUGAAAAGGUCACCCAGUUUGACUUUGGAACUCCUAAACCAGAAUAUUUUAAGCAAUUCAAGAUCCACCCAGAAAUAGACAAAGAAGAGUUUAAAAAUAAUGGAUUAAUCGCUGCUUCUGACAAAGAGACUGGUUUCGCUCCAGGCUCUAGUAUUGGAGCAUUCAGGUAUAAGAUCACAGACGAAGUCGAAUGCUCUCUACCUUUCGAGAUAAGUAUUUUUGCUACAAAAGCAGCAGGAGGGAAACAGAAGAUCAGCCUUGAGCUAGAAUACACCGAGGAUGCUGAUAAUGAGAGGAGUUCUGAAUGACAAUUCAAGCUCAAAUCUGGAUAG
This is a messenger RNA of Moneuplotes crassus, 1261 nucleotides long. NCBI's taxonomy places the organism in Eukaryota, Ciliophora, Spirotrichea, Euplotida, Euplotidae. The record is from the annotation of a GenBank genome assembly.